This is a messenger RNA of Kickxella alabastrina, 372 nucleotides long. RefSeq lists its product as uncharacterized. The record is from RefSeq and is a predicted model, not a curated record. The transcript has a single exon. The coding region runs from base 1 to 372 and encodes 123 amino acids. Lineage: Eukaryota; Fungi; Kickxellomycota; Kickxellomycetes; Kickxellales; Kickxellaceae.
AUGUCCCUGUGCAGGACACCAGUGUCAUUUGCCUGGGCAAGGCACAGGGUCAGCUGCUUGACAAAGCCAGGAACCAGCUCGCUUCUGAUUGUCAGUCUUGACUUUCAGAUACUCGCUAUUGGCUGGCCACAGUACUCCAUGAGCACAAACUCCAGCCGGUAUCCAUUGAGGUGUGAUGAGCAGGCCCUCGAAAAGAUCUCGGAAUACCUCGACUGGUCUCUUGUUGAGGAUGGCGUAUGCGGCACCCUCGGGCAAACGAUUGACUGGGGUCCAGGAAAGCUUCAGCACAGCAUCAUGCUUCCCAUUGAAUUUCCCCCGAAUAAAUGGACAUGGCGCCAAUCAUGUAUGAAUAACGCGCUAUUGUCUCCUUGA